AUACACUAUUAGCAGAUUUUACUCACGAUGAUAUUACUUACAAUGAUAUUACUCACAACGAUAUUAUUCAUAGCAAUAUUACUUACAACGAUAUUACUCAUAGCAAUAUUACUUACGACAAUAUUACUCACAAUGAUACUACUCACGAUAAUAUUACUCACGAUGAUACUACUUAUGAUGAUAUUAUUUACGAUGAUAUCACUUAUGAUAAUAUUACUUACAAUGAUAUUACUCACAGCAAUACUACUUACGAUAAUAUUAUUGACAAUGAUAUUACUUACAAUUAUAUUACUUACGAUGAUAUUAUUUGUAAUGAUAUUACUUACAAUGAUAUUACUCACAACAAUAUUACUCUUGACAAUAUAACUCACGAUGAUAUUACUCACAACAAUAUUACUCAUAAUGAUAUUGAAUCAUCUGAUUCUAUUUAUGAAAUUAUUGAUCUAUAUAAUUCUAUUAAUGAAAAUAUUGAUACUGAAUUGUUCAAUUCUAUUCCUGAAGAUGAAUUAUCUAAUUUAACUUCUGAAG
Racocetra persica is the source of this 528-nucleotide messenger RNA. The record is from the annotation of a GenBank genome assembly. Lineage: Eukaryota; Fungi; Glomeromycota; Glomeromycetes; Diversisporales; Gigasporaceae.